Messenger RNA from Xenopus laevis (African clawed frog), 3377 nucleotides. It is a transcript of the gene katnb1.L, whose product is annotated as katanin regulatory subunit B1 L homeolog. Gene Ontology annotation, cellular component: cytoplasm; spindle pole; katanin complex. The transcript is spliced from 20 exons. The record is from RefSeq and is a predicted model, not a curated record. Bases 713 to 2680 code for a protein of 655 amino acids. Gene Ontology annotation, biological process: microtubule depolymerization; microtubule severing. Gene Ontology annotation, molecular function: microtubule binding. Lineage: Eukaryota; Metazoa; Chordata; Amphibia; Anura; Pipidae.
GAAACAGUCAGAAGAAAGCAUAUAAUUAAAAACUAUAAAAAAAGAAAAAAACAUUGGCCAAUUGAAAACAAGUUGCUUAGAAUUUGCAAGUGUAUAACAUAACUUAAAUGUGAAUCGCCCCUUUAACAUCACCUGGCCCUAGUGAGCAUAAAAUAUUUACUUUCUUGGUCAAAUUGGGAAAAGAAACUCUUAAGAUGGCAGGUACUGUUGGCAACCACGAAAAAUUUCUUUUUUUAAGUUCCCUGCCACAAUUCGGAGCUCUGAGCAGAAAUUAAAAAUUAGCUUCUGAUACAAUAUUUGCAGCUGUGGCUUCUGAAGGCAACAAAGUAGCAGGUGUGAGCAAAAACAAAUCUUGAGUGGACCGGCCGCAACAUACUAGCCACUUUACAUUGAGUUAGGCCGUCUCUGCUCGUCGCUCUCACAAGGAAGCUACGUUAUGCGUCACUGCGCUUACGUGAAGUCGUGACGCCAUUAUCGCGUGAUUACACUUGCGGCAUCGGGAUUUUGUGAAAGACAGGAGGGGAAGUUUUUAGUUAACAGGUACAUUGCGAUCACAACAUUAUAUUAGACUGGAAAACCUGUAACAUUAUGCUGUAGAACUGAGAUACAUAUAUUUAUCUGGAGUCUGUAAAGCCAACUUACUGGGGGGUUGAACCCCUCUGGGAGCCAAUCCCGGUACCCUUCUGUUUCAGUUAUUGUUUUUUGUGCAGUCAUGGCUGCUCCUUCUCCUACAAAAACAACAUGGAAGCUGCAAGAAAUUGUUGCCCAUGGAUGCAGUGUGUCUUCUGUGGUUUUGGGGAGGAGUUCUGGUCGUUUGGUGGCCACAGGAGGAGAUGAUUGUCGUGUUCAUCUCUGGUCUGUUAACAAACCCAACUGCAUUAUGAGUCUAACUGGACAUACUACUCCAGUGGAGAGCGUGCGCUUCAAUAACUCUGAAGAAUUAAUUGUGGCUGGCUCACAGUCUGGAUCUUUGAGAAUUUGGGAUUUAGAAGCAGCUAAAAUUCUGAGGACACUAAUGGGACACAAAGCCAAUGUCAGCAGCCUGGAUUUUCAUCCUUAUGGGGAGUUUGUAGCAUCUGGGUCCUUGGACACUAACAUAAAACUAUGGGAUGUGCGGAGGAAAGGCUGUGUUUUUCGCUAUAAGGGUCAUACACAAGCCGUACGAUGUCUCCGUUUCAGUCCAGAUGGAAAGUGGUUAGCAUCCGCUUCAGAUGAUCAUUCUGUAAAGCUUUGGGACCUGACUGCUGGAAAAAUGAUGGCUGAAUUAUCAGAACAUAAAGGACCUGUUAAUAUUAUUGAGUUUCAUCCCAAUGAGUACCUUUUGGCAUCUGGAAGUGCAGACAGGACUGUACGCUUCUGGGACCUAGAGAAAUUCCAGCUGGUCGGUUGUACAGAGGGAGAAACAAUUCCUGUAAGGGCAAUCCUUUUCAGCAAUGAUGGUGGCUGCAUUUUCUGUGGAGGAAAAGAUUCAUUGCGGGUAUAUGGCUGGGAGCCAGACCAGUGCUUUGACACUGUUCCUGUGGGGUGGGGCAAGGUUUCAGACCUGGCCAUCUGUAACAAUCAGCUGAUUGGAGUCUCCAGUGCCCAGUCCAAUAUCUCUUCAUUUGUGGUUGACUUGACUCGAGUUAAAAUGACUGGCUGUGCCCCACAAGGGCCUGUUCCGGCAGAGAUUCCCAUCAGCCAAACCGCUCCAACUGGAACCUCACUAAGGCGAAUAUAUGAACGUCCCUCUACUACCUGCAGCAAGCCAAAUAGGGUAAGCCCUACCAGUGAUGAUGAGGAGAAAGAAUCCAGAGCUGAGAUCCAGAACCCAGAGGACUACAAAGAAAUCUUUCAGCCCAAAAAUGCAAUAUCAAGGACACCCCCACGGAAUAGUGAACCUUUCCCAGCUCCCCCCGAGGAUGAUAUAAGUAUUGUAAAGGAAGCAGUAGCACCCACCCCUGAUGUAGUGACCCCUGCAACCAGCAACAAAAAAAAUACUGAACAGCUGCAACGUCCCCCAGUAGCUGCUUCUACGCCCAUUGUAUGUCAGGAGCCUAGUCCUGUUCCAGCACCACAAAGCAAACCUCCAGUGAUAUCUGCUGCAAGGAACGAGCCCAUUGGACUUAAAGCAGCUGAUUUUCUGCCAGCUGUCAAGAGUUCAUCUCCGACUGAAGUGGUGGAUGAUGAGGCAGUGUCCCAGAUUCGAAAGGGACACGACACAAUGUGCAUGGUGUUAACAAGUCGAAUGCGUAACCUGGAUACUGUGAGAGCCGUCUGGAGUUCAGGAGACAUCAAGACAUCUAUAGAUUCUGCUGUGGCCAUUAAUGAUCUCUCUGUUGUUGUGGAUCUUCUAAAUAUCAUUAACCAGAAAGCGUCUCUGUGGAAGCUGGAUCUUUGUAUGACUGUUCUACCUCAGAUUGAAAAGAUGUUACAGAGCAAGUAUGAGAGUUAUGUACAGACUGGCUGCAUCUCACUUAAAUUGAUCCUACAGAGGUUUCUCCCAUUAAUCACUGACAUCCUGGCUGCACCUCCAUCUGUUGGUGUGGACAUAUCUCGCGAGGAAAGGCUUUCCAAGUGCAAAUUAUGUUACAAGCAGCUGCGCAUUCUGAGUCCGCUUGUGAAAAGCAAGGCUUCACAGAGUGGCCGCUAUGGAAGUGCCUUCAGAGAACUACACUUGCUCAUGUCUGGGCUGGAGUAACCUACAAACUAAAAUCCUUACAAUGCCACCGAGCAGCAAUAUCUGCUUUAAUAGUGCACCUUUUUUUCUGCCUCCUAAAGGUGCCAUCUGCAGUGGAUGUGCUUGUGUAGACUAGGGAAUUCAGAGUCCUACACUGUGGAUUUUGUACCUGGCAGGUUUAUAAGUGAAAUGCAUUCCUAUCUGCUCACUGCUUGGAAUAGCUAUGGCCAUAUGGUCCGAAAGACAUGAAAAUGCUGCCGGCUUGUUAUUGCUCAAGUACCAGGCAUAGAGCACGAUUCUCUAUACUGCAAAUUAUUAUUUUAACAUUCCCAGGUAAUGAAAUGAAAGCAGCAGUCAUGAGUAAGUGUGAGUGCAGCUACACUGCUUGAUAUUGCUAUAGAGCCAAAGCACUGCAUACACGCCAAGCACCAAUAAAUAUUCUCUAAAGGACACUGAGACCCUGGAACAAGCUCUGCUUCCUGUCUGAUUUUUAAGGUUUCAUGUGGCCUAAUAUGAUAAGUAGCAAAAACUGUGAGCUGGACUCAGAAUAAUCUUUGUGCCUGGGUGCCAAACCCCUCUCCUUUCAGCAAAUCUUUUUAUAAAAAACCCAAGGCCAGGCACUGAAAGCUGGGGGGGGGCACUAUGUCUGCUCUGUAUGUUGUAAACUUGUUACUAUGUAAUUUAUAGUUCAGUUUAAUUAAAACAAGUGUCAUUUUUA